AUGGGUGUCAACCAUCAAUCCGAGAACCGUCAGUCCGAGAUUCCCGGUGUCCUUGAGCCACCGCCUGGCUCCAACCCUUUAUCAUGGGGUUUCUACGCAACACGCGAGAUUCAGGAGCCUACAGCGUUGCAAGUGGAGGGAAACAUACCGACCUGGCUGACUGGUUCUCUCUACCGUGGUGGUGCAGGUACUUGGGAUGUCGGCAACUAUACAGCCGAGCACUGGUUCGACGGCUUCAGUCGCAACCACAGGUUUGAAAUUGCCAACGGCACCGUGAAAUAUCGAAGCCGUAACUCCACGGACGAAAUGAUUAAUUUUGCCCGGGAGACGGGGCGUAUUCCUGAUGGCUCGUUUGGAUCGGAUCCUUGCAAAAUCAUCUAUGGGGCGAUGGAGACCACGUUCAGGGAUGGGAACAAUACACGCGGCGACCCAGACACUUGCAACAUCGGUGUGGUCUUCGUGCCGAACUUCGCUGGCCUCGAUCGCAAGACCACUAAUACCGGGGCACCUUUCGAUACAUUGGUCGUUGCAACGGAUGCCACCAAGCUUCAACAGAUCGAUCCCGUCACGCUAGAGCCCAUCGAAGUCUUCACCUACCAAGCUUCCAAUCCGCUACUGACCAAUGGUGGGCGAAGCGCGGCUCACCCCUACAUCGCACAUGACGGGGCCCUCUACAAUUAUCACCUCGACUUGACAGCCCAGCCUCCUGUCUAUAGAAUCUUCGGCAUCCAGCCGCCAAGUGGAGAAUGCAAGAUCCUUGCCACCAUCACCGACGCCCCAGCUGCCUACAUUCAUGCACUAUUUGGGACGGAGGAUCAUCUCAUACACGUUGUCUCGCAGGCUGACUAUGUCAAACCUGGAAAGACGAUAUUGGAUAGCAUUGGUCCGUGGCGGCCGGAGCGAAAAACGUUGUUCUAUGUCGUUGACCGCGUCAAGGGCGGAGUGGUGUCAAAGUACGAGUCAGAAGAAGCCUUUUUCGCAUUUCAUCAAAUCAACGCCUUUGAGAAUGAUGCUGGAGAUAUCUACGUCGACAUACCAGUCAUGGAGGAUACAACCUUCUUGAGCGCAGCCAAGGUCGCCAAUCUAAGAGCCAAUAUCGGGGCUCACGACGGCUCGUCAAAGAACGAUAUUCCUGCCACUUUUACUCGGUUCCGUCUUCCAUUCAAGGGAGAAGGCGCACGUGCUGCUGAUGGAUCCCUCGUCAAGCAUACUGCUGAGGUAGACUUCACACUGCCCUAUGCCCAAGCAAACAUUGAACUCCCGCGAAUCAACUGCAAGUUCCAUGGACGGCCUUACAGAUACACCUAUGGAAUCCACGUCCAAACGCCUGGUCACUUCAGCGACUCGAUUAUCAAAAUUGACACUGAAACCAAGGAAGUCAAGACAUGGUCCCCAUCUAUAAAACAUGUAGCGUCUGAGCCGAUUUUUGUGCCGACCCCAGGAGCCGAACGUGAGGACGACGGCGUCAUCCUGACUGUGGCUAUGGACUCUGCGCAGCGAGCUAGUUCUCUGGUGGUUAUUGACGCGACAACCAUGCAGGAGAUUGGGCGAGCUCGGAUGCCUAUCGUUAUGGGUUACGGAUUCCACGGCACGUGGGGCUCGGUUUGA
Molecule: messenger RNA, 1608 nt
Organism: Ilyonectria robusta
Lineage: Eukaryota; Fungi; Ascomycota; Sordariomycetes; Hypocreales; Nectriaceae
Product: carotenoid oxygenase
Exons: 1
Coding region: 1-1608 (535 amino acids)
Biological process (GO): carotene catabolic process
Molecular function (GO): carotenoid dioxygenase activity
Source: RefSeq, a predicted model, not a curated record